Messenger RNA from Vollenhovia emeryi, 900 nucleotides. RefSeq lists its product as uncharacterized. The coding region runs from base 1 to 900 and encodes 299 amino acids. Lineage: Eukaryota; Metazoa; Arthropoda; Insecta; Hymenoptera; Formicidae. The record is from RefSeq and is a predicted model, not a curated record. The transcript has 3 exons.
AUGUCCACUUGUAUUUUUAAACAAUUAUUAGAUAUGUUAAAGCCAUUUUUAUUUAAAAAAAGUCAUCGUGCAUUGAUACCUGAACAACGCCUUGCUCUGACUCUUCGAUACCUUGCUACAGGAGAUCAAACCUUAUCAAUCGCCUUAGCAUAUCGCAUUGGGGAAUCGACGGCACGUAAAGUAAUACAAGAGACUUGUACUGCAAUUAUAAAAGUAUUAGCGCCUACAUACUUACAAGCUCCUAAAGAAGAAGAUUGGCUAAAAAUAUGUGAAGGAUUUUGGACAAAUUGGAACCUGCCAAAUUGUUGUGGAGCAGUUGAUGGGAAACACGUGCAAAUACAAGCUCCUCCAAAUUCUGGAAGCUUGUAUUUCAAUUAUAAGAAGACUUUCAGUAUUAUAUUAAUGGCGGCAUGUGACUAUAACUAUAAAUUCACGUUGAUAGAUGUUGGAGCAUAUGGCAGUAAUAGUGAUGGCGGAGUUUUUUCAAGAUCAAAGUUUGGUGAAGCUAUGUACAAUGGAAAUCUGAAUUUACCAAAAGGCGAAGCCACUUUACCCGGAAGUGCAACAAAGACAGCAUGCUUCUUUGUUGGAUAUGAAGCAUUCCAACUAACCAGAAAUAUGAUGAGACCACCUGUAGAACACAGGAUUUAUUGUCCUCCAAAUUUUAUCGAUAAUGAACAAGAAGAUGGAACCAUUACUCCUGGAACAUGGAGGAGUGAGUGUUCUAGUAUGAACAAUGUAGAAAUGGAGCGCUUAAGACCAACUGCUCAUCGUGCAACUGCUGCUGCAUAUAAACAGCGGGAUGAUUUAGCUGAUUAUUUAAUAAGUUCUGAGGGUAAAGUUCCAUGGCAAGACGAGUACGUCAAUAGAGGUUGGAAUGGUCCCGAUUUGAUCGAAUAA